AAAUGGAGGACAAACAAUUUGUAAUAUUUUGAGUCAUCAUAUUUUUAGAGUUUGGAGACAGCAAAGAAAUUCUAGACUUUUUUUGCCCAUAUGGAAUAAUAUUGUUAGUAAUUUUUGAAAGGAUAACCUGUGGUCGAAAUUCAAAAUGACAAAUCCGAGAAGAAAAAGGAGCGAGAUCCUAAUGCUCCCAAGAGGCCUCUUACUGCUUUCUUCUUAUUUAGCCAGAAAUAUCGUGAAAAGGUUUUGGAAAGAAAUCCAGGUAUUGAUUAGAUUGAUUAUUAAUUAGAAGUCAAAUUGACUCAGAUUUCACAAAUGGCUGGAUAAAAGUGGCAUUCCAUGAGUGAGUAAGAGAAACAAGUAAAUAUUCUUAUGAUUAUUUAGCCAUAUGUUGAUUAAUAUAAUUAAGCAAAGAGCAAAUAUGAAGACGAUAUAAGAGAGUAUAAUGAGAAACAUGGUAUUACAACUAAUGACAAAAAGAAAAAGAAGUCUGAAAAGGUAACUCAAAUAAUAGGUUUUAGUUUGAUGACAAAUCUGUGAAAUCAGGAUAAGAUUACCAUUUCGAUGAUAUCGAUUCCGAAUCAAUACAACCAGCUGCAAAACAUCAACAAUAACUCAAAUAAUAAUAGGAAAAUAAGAAAGCAAAUCAAAAUUCUGAUGAUGAGCAAAUAUAACAAACCACGCAAACUAAGUCAUAAAAAGCUAAAUCUGCUAAACCCAAAAGUAAGUAAGAAGUGGAAGAUGAUAAAUAAAGCAAAAUUAUCUAAGUAACAAAUAACGACAAAUCACAAAAGAAAUAAACAAAGAAAUGAAUUAUAAACACAAUUAGCAUUACGAUAUAU
Molecule: messenger RNA, 839 nt
Organism: Paramecium octaurelia
Lineage: Eukaryota; Ciliophora; Oligohymenophorea; Peniculida; Parameciidae
Source: the annotation of a GenBank genome assembly